GAGGCUGAUGGAAACGAUGUGCCGUGGACAGCCACUCGCUGCAUUGCAGUCUUCUCGCUCUGCCUGGUAUAUGUUGGAUCGCAAAUCAUUCUGUACUUCGUCAGCUCCAACCUGACCGCAAUCGCGAUCGAUAUCAAGUCCACCCUCGCUAACUGGAUGUUGACGGCCAACACUCUCGCUGUCGCCGCCGUUUGUCCCUUCGUGGGAUACAUUACAGACUUGCUGGGACGUCGCUGGCUGUGCUUGGGAGGCACUCUGCUUUUGAUCAUUGCCAGCGCGGUUCAAGGUACUGCGCACAGUCUUGCGCAAGCGGUCGCCGCCCAGGCUAUUGGUGGAAUCGGAGCCGGAAUUUGUGAGCUGGUCGCUCUGGCUGGUGUCGCCGAGAUCACGCCAAACAAGUGGCGAGGAGUCACUCUCUCCCUCGUGACAUUCUCCAUCGUCCCCUUCAUGCCACAGCUUCUCUACAGCAUCCUUAUCACGCGAGCGAGCACCUGGCGAUGGUGCUUCCUUCUCACUGGUCUCUGGAAUCUGAUCGGCAUGAUCGGGCUAUUCUUCUGCUACCAUCCACCACCACGUAACAUGCACCAAGGUCUCACCACCAAGCAAGUUCUUGCUCGCAUUGACUGGGUUGGAGCAUUCUUGUCGAUUGUUGGCAUCACACUCUUCUUGGUUGGAUUGCAAGCGGGAGGAUACCAACAUCCAUGGACCAGCGGCCACACUCUUGGCCCUCUGAUUGUCGGAGGCCUGAUGACCUUUUUCGCCUUUCCGGCGUGGGAGAUCUGGGGAACGCAUCCAUACCCAAUGGUGCCUGGCAAGAUCUUCAAGGGACAGCGCGUCGUCGCCCUCGCCUACGCGAUCGUGUUCAUUGCUGGUAUGGAGUUCUACUCCAUCCUCGGCUUUUUCCCGAUCGUCUUGCAGUACGUCUACAACACAGAUGCCAUCACCAUCGGCGUUCGAGGCCUCUGCUACCCAUGGGCCAUUCUCGGUGGAGCCUGCAUCAUCUCGUUCCUCAUGUCCUACACUCGCGGUCACGUCCGAACCAUGUUCUUCCUCAUGGCCGCCAUGAUGACGGCCUUUACUGGUGCUCUUGCCCGCUCCACUCCCGACAACAGCACUUUCACCGUGACAAUGGCCACAUUCGCGGCUUUCGGCAACGGAGCUCUGGUGGUUCCAGCACUCACAUUGGCAUUCUAUGCAGCUCCAGACGAAUUCGUUGGAACAGUUGGCGCUCUCUCGCUUUCUGUCCGCUUCCUCGGAGGCUCGAUCGGAACAUCGAUUUACUUCAACGUUUUCCUAAACCAAUUCAAGACCAACCUCGUCAAUCUCGUUAGCGCGGCCGCCGCAGGAGCAGGAGCAAGUCAGGAAGUUACGGUCGGACUCCUGCAGGCUUAUGCUUCACAGAUUCCAGGUGCUGCUGCUGCGGUCCCUGGUGCCACGGCAGCAAUGGUGUCCGCCACGCAGUACGCUUCACAAUGGGCGUAUGCAGAGAGCUUGAAGUAUGUCUGGUACACCACUAUUCCGUUUGGUGUGAUUAGCUGUAUCUGCUGCCUGUUCCUGCCGAACAUCAAGCAGUACAUGACAAGCAAGAUUGCAGUCGACAUU
Molecule: messenger RNA, 1602 nt
Organism: Pseudocercospora fijiensis CIRAD86
Lineage: Eukaryota; Fungi; Ascomycota; Dothideomycetes; Mycosphaerellales; Mycosphaerellaceae
Exons: 2
Biological process (GO): transmembrane transport
Molecular function (GO): transmembrane transporter activity
Source: RefSeq, a predicted model, not a curated record